ACUGUCAAGACGCUGUCCGCAUCUUGGAAAGACUCUCGGUGUUUGUUCUACUAAAUAAAGGCGCCUUUACUUGCUGCUGUCAUUUCGUCUGCAGUUUCCGGCCUGUACAUAGAAGAUGAAACGCCAGUCUUCCGUUGCUGUCUUUGCCUGUCCGCCGACUUGCCAAUACGUUAAGAUGUUAGCUGGCUAACUAGCUGAAAAAGAGCAACUAAAUCGGAUUAGCUGCUAACAGCAACCUCCCUUUAGGUAACAUCCAGGUAUUAUUUGCUAUACUUGACAACUGUUACACAGCAAACGGUCGCCUCUGUUUAUUUUUGUUUUUAUCACAUUUCUACAACAGUGUCAAGAUUACUACUUUGUGCUUUAAGUAUUCGCUGGCAUUAAUGUUGCUGCAAGAUAGCUAGGUUAUUAGCUAGUCGUACCACAAGAAGGACUGGAGCUCCUUCGCUAGCUAUUCUCCAGUGUUUGUUGGUAAGAGCAGACCCUAAAACUAGUGCCUCCGACCCCAACCGUAAGUCAAGACGGAGCUGACGGCCAGACUAAGGUGCUAGCUUGUCCUCAGGCUAGCUGGCAAAGAGAGCUGUACAAGAUUUUAACCUCGAAAUUAGCCUCCAGUCGAAGCAAAGAUGUCAGGAAAAGACAAAGAAAAACAAGAGAAACAGUCCACAACAGAGCGGCUGAUAAAAGCUGUGCCAUACCCUCCACAACAUAAGUUGACUAUUAAAGAGCUAUUUGAAGAUGGAAAGCCCAACGCGGAGCUGCUCCGCAACCACCUCGUCAAAGAGGGCAGGGUUGAAGAGGACGUGGCUCUGAAGAUCAUUAACGAUGGGGCCAACAUCCUCCGCCAAGAGAAGUGCAUGUUGGAAGUGGAGGCGCCUAUAACAGUAUGUGGUGAUGUCCAUGGACAAUUCUUUGACCUUAUGAAGUUAUUUGAAGUGGGGGGAUCACCCAGUAACACACGGUAUCUCUUCCUCGGUGACUACGUAGAUCGAGGAUACUUCAGUAUUGAGUGUGUUCUCUACCUCUGGUCGCUCAAGAUCAACCACCCCAACACACUCUUCCUCCUGCGUGGGAACCAUGAGUGCCGACACCUGACAGAGUACUUCACCUUCAAACAGGAAUGUAAAAUUAAAUACUCUGAACGGGUGUAUGAUUCCUGUAUGGAGGCCUUUGACUGCCUGCCCCUCGCUGCCCUGCUCAAUCAACAGUUCCUGUGUGUGCAUGGCGGACUCUCACCAGAAAUCAACUGCCUAGACGACAUAAGAAAAUUAGACAGGUUUAAAGAGCCUCCGGCAUUUGGGCCAAUGUGUGACCUGAUUUGGGCCGACCCUGGUGAGGACUACGGCAGUGAAAAGACAUCUGAACACUUCAACCAUAACUCCGUCAGAGGCUGCUCUUACUUUUUCAGUUACUCAGCAGUCUGUGACUUCUUGGUAAAUAAUAACUUGCUCUCAGUAAUAAGAGCCCAUGAAGCACAGGAUGCAGGGUAUCGGAUGUACAGAAAAAGCCAGACCACGGGCUUCCCUUCAUUAAUCACAAUCUUUUCAGCUCCAAAUUACCUAGAUGUCUACAACAACAAAGCUGCUGUAUUAAAAUAUGAGAACAAUGUGAUGAACAUCCGACAGUUCAACUGCUCCCCCCACCCUUACUGGUUGCCCAACUUUAUGGAUGUCUUCACAUGGUCUUUGCCUUUUGUUGGAGAGAAAGUGACGGAGAUGCUGGUGAAUGUACUGAACAUCUGCUCUGACGAUGAGCUCAUGUCAGAGGUAGAUGACCUAUAUGAAGGUGGCACCUCAGCGAUGCGUAAGGAAGUCAUCCGAAACAAGAUUCGUGCUGUGGGGAAAAUGGCCCGAGUCUUCUCAGUCCUCAGGGAGGAAAGUGAGAGUGUGUUAACACUCAAAGGCCUGACUCCGACUGGAACUCUUCCAAUGGGAGUGUUGUCAGGGGGGAAGCAGACCUUACAGACCGCUACGAUUGAGGCAGCUAAAGCAAAAGCCAUUCAAGGUUUCUCUCCUACGAGGAAGAUUCGUAACUUCGAGGAGGCGCGCGGCCUGGACAGGAUAAACGAGAGGAUGCCGCCUCGCAAAGACGGCCAGCAGCCAGACGGCACCACGAUCAACACUAACACCCCCAACAAGAACGGCACUGGAUAGAAACGCCACCCUCCCAUCUUCACACAGCCCACAAACCCCUGACUCAUAGCCCCCACCCUCUCUCUUUCUCUCUCUCUCUCCGUCCCUCUCUCUCCAUCUGUCGGCUCUACUGAAACUGCGUAUCCAUCUUCUGCUCGGCCGCAGUCGGGCGGGGCAAAGGAAGCGGACACAUCAGUAGAUAAUAAAAACACAAGGAGGCCACAGCGCUGGGAAAACACGUCCAGCUGCUGAACAAAGACAAACAUAUGAUACGAUAUGUUAUCUGGACAAAAAUCUGAUCUUAUUUAUUAAAGAUUAAUUAUAUUAGAUAUAUUGUGUAAUAGUAACAAUCAAUCAAUGAAGACAUUUUGUUCAAAUGUAUCCUGUACACUGAAGUCCUAACUUAUACAUGUCAAAAGUAUGAAAAGUUUUAUAAAUUUGAGCUCAGAUAGAUGAAUCCCUUUUAUCCAGGAGUUUUAGUCACUUUGAGUUUUUUUUUUUUUUUUUUUUUUUUAUUGUGCGCACCACGUGUUUGUUAAGGGAAAAUUUGAAGUAUAAUUACUGUGGCCUCAACAGCCUCAUUUGGAUCUUGCAAGAGUCUUGUCAAGAUAUUUUAGGCGCUUGAGGUUCUACAUUACAGUACAGUGUUUGCUUAUAUGUGUGUGUCAGUUGACAGAUAAAUUAUAUAUGUAUUGAAAGGUGAAAAAAAUAAGGAAGUAAAUUAUGUAAGAACAAUUACUACAAUUUAAUAUUUUAUACUUAAAUCAGAAAUUUAAUGAAGACUUGUAAUCAUAUUUAUAAAUUUUCCACAAAACUUUGAUGAAUCCCCAAAGAUGCUCAAUAGAUUUUUUCUUUUUUGUUCAGUGUUUUCACUUCCAAAGUAACAUCAAGAAAAACUUCUUCCUGUAUUAUCAUUUGUGAAUGAAGCUGUUAAAGUGAAGGAUUAAUGCUUUGUGUGCAAUGAUAGUUGCUGUUGCUGGCUGCUCCUGUGCUGGUAUGACUUGUAUUCACUUGAUGGCAGCUAGGAUGUUCUCGCUCCGCUCAACCAAAAAAAAAAAAAGAAAAAAAAAGGGA
Molecule: messenger RNA, 3206 nt
Organism: Seriola dumerili (greater amberjack)
Lineage: Eukaryota; Metazoa; Chordata; Actinopteri; Carangiformes; Carangidae
Gene: ppp3cca
Product: serine/threonine-protein phosphatase 2B catalytic subunit gamma isoform-like
Exons: 14
Coding region: 627-2153 (508 amino acids)
Biological process (GO): calcineurin-mediated signaling
Cellular component (GO): calcineurin complex; cytoplasm
Molecular function (GO): calmodulin-dependent protein phosphatase activity; calmodulin binding
Source: RefSeq, a predicted model, not a curated record